Megalopta genalis is the source of this 1941-nucleotide messenger RNA. RefSeq names its product pre-mRNA-splicing factor ISY1 homolog. The record is from RefSeq and is a predicted model, not a curated record. Gene Ontology annotation, biological process: generation of catalytic spliceosome for second transesterification step. Lineage: Eukaryota; Metazoa; Arthropoda; Insecta; Hymenoptera; Halictidae.
GGUCGCUAGCACGCACCGCUUCAAUCGCCCGUCCAGGGUUUCUUGCUACUUGCGGCACUGCGUACUACGUCACUUUUACAUCCCCUUCCAUCGCGUCACUGGCCAAUCAAUUUCUAGUCAUCUGUCCACGAAACGGUAUAAAAACUCGAAACCGUUCUUCUCUUUGUUAUUCGUCAGUCUCCCACCCUUUUUUCCUUGAAUCCUUAUUCCUUCCUUCUUUACCCUUCCUAAUUAUUAUCAAUAUUUAUUAUCAAAGUUUUUUGCAAAUUUUCUUUGACUAUGUCAUCAUUUACAGAUACCCACUUCAAGCUGUUGAUAACAUUCACCUUAAUUGCCCGGUAAGCCGGUAACUUCUGACAGGCACGGGCCUCCCCACCUCAAUACAAAAAUAUAAAAAAAAAUCUUUGUUAUUCAGUCAUUAGUCUUGUCUUCGGUCAAUCAGUGUUAGUUAAACUCAGUCAUUCAGGUAGAUCUGAUGAAACGAAUGAUUCUUGCCGAAUUUCUUAUUGUAUUUUACGAACAUAGCGGUAAGAAUUAUUCGUAACUAGAGUAUAUAGUGUUCAUCUUUUACACAUACUAUUUCAAGCACACGUGGUAAUACUGUUGUGUGUAUAAUGUCAUAACCUCAAACGUGCGGCAUAACGAGAAGCAUAGAUUUUGUAUAUUGUAUUUGGAGGUUACUAUAAACACUCUACAAAAUGGCAAGGAACGCAGAGAAGGCAAUGACCACGCUUGCUCGUUGGAGAGCAGCUCAGAGCAAUGAAGGGGCUAGGAAGGAACAGGAGAGGAGGCCGUACUUGGCAUCGGAAUGUAGAGACCUGAGGAAAGCAGAAAAGUGGAGGAUGCAAAUAAUCAGAGAGAUUGCGAAGAAAGUAGCACAGAUACAGAAUGCCGGUCUGGGAGAAUUUAGGAUCAGGGACUUGAAUGAUGAAAUCAACAAGUUGCUGAGAGAAAAGCGGCAUUGGGAAGCACAAAUAAAGGAGCUGGGAGGUCCAGAUUAUUCCAGAGUGGGACCACGUAUGCUGGAUCACGAGGGUCGCGAGGUCCCUGGUAAUCGUGGAUACAAAUAUUUUGGAGCAGCUAAAGAACUGCCAGGGGUUAGAGAGCUCUUCGAGCAAGAACCUCCACCGCCUCCUCGGAAAACGCGCGCAGAAUUAAUGAAGGACAUCGACGCCGAUUAUUAUGGGUAUAGGGACGAUGACGACGGUAUUUUGUUACCGCUGGAACGGAAUGCAGAACAGAAAGCUAGAGAGAAAGCCGUGCAAGAAUGGCAAGAGCAGAACGAGAAAAACGAACCGGAAGUUGAACCAGAGAUAGAAAUUACCGCGCAAAGAGCAAUACCAUCGCAGCAAGACAUUCAGGAAGCAUUGCUCGCAAGAAAGAAGCAAGAGCUAUUAGAGAAAUAUGUACUUUGACAGGUUUUAUUUUGUUAUCUCUCCUUAUGCGUGUUCAGUAAUAACUAUUUCGUAAGUUUAUUCGUUUAAUUGUAUUAGAGUACACUUUUAUAAAACGCGAUAGAUAUAAUAAUAAUUGUUAUUUAUUAUUAUUAGUAGUAGUAGUAUUAAUAUUAUUAUUAAUUUGUAAGUAAUAACAUUGAUUAAGGUAAUUACUUUGUGCAGUAGACGUUCAAACUUCAAUUUAAUACUUAUCAAGAGAGAUAGAGAGAGAGGAGAGAGAGAGAGAGAGAGAGAGGGAGACAGUGCUGUAGAUAAAAUAUAUAGAUAAAAAUUCAACCAUAGUCUGUUUAUAAUCCUCGCGAUCGUUACUCGUAAAUCUUCCUCUUCAUUUUCCUAUUGGAUCGACCGAUUUAACGACAUAUUAGAAUUAGAACACCGGAGAACAAUGCAACUUACGAGUUAGCGUGAGAAUUAUAAUUCGACGUGUACAUCCAUACGUCGUCGAUAACUGUACUUAAGUAAUAAAGAUUUCAACAUUCCCAUA